AUGAACAAAUACUCUUCCGCGGCUUCAAGCAAGCCUUCGGCGGUGGAACUUUCAUCGUUGCUGUUUGCGAUUCUUCUUCUUCCGAUCUGGUUUAAUUCGAUUCAUGUGCUGGCGGAUACGGUGACAGCAUCGGGGAGUGUUGGGCGAGGGCCCGUGCCUGCUGCAAGCAACACCGUUGCAGCAUCUGGAGCUGUUUCACGCGCAAUCCCUCCACCGGCCAUACCUGCAAAUUCUGUAACCCAGGUCGCAGCUUCAGGAGCUGUACAGAGGGCGACUCCGGUUCCUGCCACCAACCCGCCCACACUUUCGCCGUCACCUCUCCCCACAGUCCUACACAGCAGCCCUCCCACAUUUACUCCUCCAACGCCAAAGCCGACAACGACACCAUCAGAGCUACCCACGCAAAUCGCUACCCCGCUGCCAACUCAAACAACAACCACUCUCAGUCCAACUCUACCACCAACAGGAAUAGGAACCAACCCUCCCACAAAACAGCCUGCUCCUGACAGCGUAGAGAACAAGCUGAGCCCGGACUGGCUCAACAUUUUCACGGUUGACAAUUCGCCCACAGAAGACCCAACUGGGUUUCCCACGGAGGCCCCAUCAAAUCCACUAAAAGGACCCCAAACAACGGCACCUACGGAGCCGCGGACAGUUCCACCAGCUAUAAACAGUGUUGCCGAAUAUCUAAGCCCUGACUGGGCCAAUAUCUUGGGGAUUACAAAAGAACCAUCAGAUGCACCAACAAUCGCACCAACACAGGAGCAAUCAUCAGUGCCAACUAAUACACCCACAACAGAACCACCAACGGUCUCACCCACAAGGGAGCUCACAUCAGAGCCAACAGAGGUACCCACAAAGGCGCCAACAAAUGCACCAUCAGAGCCUGAAACAAAACCACCUGCCAUCAAGACUGCUGAGAAGUAUCUCAGCCCUGUUUAUGCCAACGUGUUGGGUGUCACAAAGAUGCCAACAGAACAUCCAACUGUCUCACCAACACAGGAUCCAUCAUCGGAUCCAAGCAUGACACCCACAACAGAACCACCAACAGUCUCACCAUCUGGGGAGCCUACACCAGCUCCAAGUGUCCCACCCACAACAGAAAAACCAACAGUCCCACCGUCUAAGGACCCAACACCAGCUCCAAGUGAUCUCCCACAACUGAACCACCAACAGUCUCACCAACUGAGGAUCCAACCUCAGCUCCAAGUGAUACACCCACAACAGAACACCAACAGUCUCACCAUCUGGGGAGCCUACACCAGCUCCAAGUGUCCCACCCACAACAGAACCACCAACAGUCUCACCGUCUGA
Molecule: messenger RNA, 1314 nt
Organism: Seminavis robusta
Lineage: Eukaryota; Bacillariophyta; Bacillariophyceae; Naviculales; Naviculaceae
Source: the annotation of a GenBank genome assembly